AUGGCAGAGGUGAAGAAUCAAUUAGAGAUCAAGUUCCGUUUAACCGAUGGAUCAGAUAUUGGCCCCAAGUCGUUUCCUGAUGCGACAACCGUUGCAACAUUGAAAGAAACCAUUGUUGCUCAGUGGCCAAGAGAGAAGGAGAAUGGGCCAAAGACAGUGAAAGAUGUGAAACUGAUAAGCGCAGGUAGAAUAUUGGAGAACAACAAGACGGUUGGAGAUUGCAGGAGCCCUGUCUCUAAUCUCUCUGGUGCUGUCACCACAAUGCAUGUUCUCAUCCAACCUCAGGCUACUGAAAAAGCAGAAAAGAAGAAGAAGCCUAAAGUUGAACUUUUUAAACAGAACAAAUGUGUCUGUCUUUGCUUUGGACAUCGGUUUUAA
Messenger RNA from Microthlaspi erraticum, 378 nucleotides. The record is from the annotation of a GenBank genome assembly. Lineage: Eukaryota; Viridiplantae; Streptophyta; Magnoliopsida; Brassicales; Brassicaceae.